CUUAGAGGUUGGGCGGGCCAGAAAGAAGCCCCGGGGUCCAAGCUCCAGCUGCCGAGAUCCAGCCCCAGCCCGCGGGCCGCCGGGGCAGCAACUCCCCGCCGAGUCCCAGGCUUCAGCGCGGGCUGGUCCAGCCUCCGCUCCAGUGCCUGCGCUGUGCCCUGUAUCCCGGGAGUCCGGCUCCAGCUGCGGCGACGCGGCAGGUGCCUCCCCCUCUUGGGGACGUGGUCACCAUGUUCUCCUGCGUUAAGGCCUAUGAGGACCAGAACUACUCAGCGCUGAAGCGGGCCUGUCUGCGCAGGAAGGUGCUCUUUGAGGACCCCCACUUUCCUGCCACUGACGACUCACUUUACUAUAAGGGUACCCCAGGGCCCACAGUCAGGUGGAAGCGGCCUAAGGAUAUCUGUGAUGAUCCCCGCCUCUUUGUAGAUGGCAUCAGCUCCCACGACCUGCACCAGGGUCAGGUGGGCAACUGCUGGUUUGUGGCCGCCUGCUCGUCCCUCGCCUCCCGAGAGUCACUCUGGCAAAAGGUAAGUCUGGGGACAGGCAGCUGCAGGGGCUGGUCAAAGAGCCCGUGGAUCUCACUGCCUGACAGUUGUGGCAUCCGCGAGGCACGUGGAGCUUCCUGGCACCUGAGGUUCCAGCCCACUUGGUUCCUUGACGUCGGUGGGAGCGGCGGCAGUGGCAAGAGCUGUAGCACUUGGGCCAUGGCAGAGGACGGGCCGCAGAAGCAGCAGCUGGACAUGCCGCUGGUUCUAGACCAGGACCUGACCAAGCAGAUGCGGCUCCGUGUGGAGAGCCUGAAGCAGCGUGGGGAGAAGCGGCAGGAUGGCGAGAAGCUCCUCCGGCCGGCCGAGUCUGUCUACCGCCUUGACUUCAUCCAGCAGCAGAAGCUCCAGUUCGAUCGCUGGGAUGUGGUUCUGGACAAGCCGGGCAAGGUCACCAUCACGGGCACCUCGCAGAACUGGACGCCCGACCUCACCAACCUCAUGACACGCCAGCUGCUGGACCCUGCUGCCAUCUUCUGGCGCAAGGAAGACUCCGACGCCAUGGAUUGGAAUGAGGCCGAUGCCCUGGAAUUUGGGGAGCGUCUGUCUGACCUGGCCAAAAUCCGCAAGGUCAUGUAUUUCCUCAUCACCUUUGGCGAGGGCGUGGAGCCUGCCAACCUCAAGGCCUCCGUGAAUUGUUGGGAAUUUGAGUCCUACAGUGGUGGUGUGCAGAUGGACAGAGUGGGUCUGGGAGUUAAGACCUGGACGCCACUGUUGCCUGUGCUGUGGCUUUGCUGUGAGACCAUAGCGGUUGGCUUGAUUUCUAAGCUUCACACAGCUCCUGUAUGCGGCAACAGAUUGAGAGCUGCCCGGGAGCCUGAACUGGGAUUUCCUUGCCUGUUGUCCCCCAGGCUGGCGGGCUGUUACCAGGCCCUGGAUGGGGGCAACACGGCGGAUGCACUCGUAGAUUUCACAGGUGGCGUUUCUGAACCCAUUGACCUGACCGAUGGGGACUUGGCCAGCGACGAGGUCAAGAGGAGUCAGCUCUUUGAGCGGGUGCUGAAAGUGCAUAGCAGAGGUGGCCUCAUCAGUGCCUCCAUCAAGGCUGUGACAGCAGCUGACAUGGAGGCCCGCCUGGCAUGUGGCCUGGUGAAGGGCCAUGCGUAUGCUGUCACUGAUGUGCGCAAGGUGCGCCUGGGCCACGGCCUGCUGGCCUUCUUCAAAUCGGAGAAGCUGGACAUGAUCCGCCUGAGGAACCCCUGGGGCGAGCGGGAGUGGAACGGGCCCUGGAGCGACACCUCAGAGGAAUGGAAGAAAGUGAGCAAGAGUGAGCGGGAGAAGAUGGGCGUGACCGUGCAGGAUGAUGGCGAGUUUUGGAUGACCUUCGAGGACGUGUGCCGGUAUUUUACGGACAUCAUUAAGUGCCGCCUGAUUAACACGUCCUACCUGAGCAUCCAUAAGACAUGGGAGGAGGCGCGGCUGCGUGGCGCCUGGACGAGACAUGAGGACCCACAGCAGAACCGCAGUGGAGGCUGCAUCAACCACAAGGACACUUUCUUCCAGAACCCACAGUACAUCUUUGAAGUCAAGAAGCCAGAAGAUGAAGUACUGAUCUGCAUUCAGCAGCGGCCCAAGCGUUCAACGCGCAGAGAAGGCAAAGGCGAGAACCUGGCCAUCGGCUUCGACAUCUAUAAGGUGGAGGAGAACCGCCAGUACCGGAUGCACAGCCUGCAGCAUAAGGCCGCCAGCUCCAUCUACAUCAACUCCCGGAGCGUUUUCUUGCGGACAGAGCAGCCCGAGGGUCGCUAUGUCAUCAUCCCUACCACCUUCGAGCCGGGCCACACUGGCGAGUUCCUGCUCCGAGUCUUCACGGAUGUACCUUCCAACUGCCGGGAGCUGUGCCUGGAUGAGCCCCCUCGCACCUGUUGGAGUUCCCUGUGUGGCUACCCCCAGCAAGUGACCCAGGUCCAUGUCCUGGGGGCUGCUGGCCUCAAGGACUCGUCAACAGGGGCAAACUCCUAUGUGAUCAUCAAGUGUGAGGGUGAGAAGGUCCGCUCAGCUGUGCAGAGAGGGACCUCGACACCAGAGUACAAUGUGAAAGGCGUCUUCUAUCGCAAGAAACUGGCUCAGCCCAUCACCGUGCAGAUCUGGAAUCACCGCGUCCUGAAGGAUGAAUUCCUGGGCCAGGUGUGCCUGAAGACCAACCCGGAUGACCUGCAGGCGCUCCACACGCUCCACCUCCAGGACCGCAGCAGGCGGCAGCCCAGCGACUUGCCGGGCACGGUGGCCGUGCAUGUCCUCAGCAGCGCCUCUCUCACGGCUGUGUGACACCGGCCGGCCCGCCUGGCCCCACCAGCCCUCACCACCACCUGCAUGUCCCCACCUGGCCUGGGACCAGCCUGGGAACCAGACCCUGGGGCCCUUCCCCCACUCUCCCACUGACCCACUGUGUGACCUGAGGAGAGCCCUGCCCGUCCCGGAGCCUCGGUGUUCGGAGGGCCCCGAAGAAUUCCCUUCGUGUGGGGGAGUUUUCUUGCCUAAGAUUUAAAGUAGCUCCACCCAGUGGGCACUGCUGCUAAGGGGCUCUCUCUGUUGAAAACAUUCCCCCCAGGCCCCACUGUCUGCCGAGGAGUGCCAAGAUGUCACUUGUUUACACACAAACUGCCAUGCCCCCCCCCCGCCCCCCCGUUUCCUAGCUCCCCUCCCAGGUCUUUGCUCUCUAGCUACGGUGACCUUAAACUUCUCCCCUUCCUGCCUCCACUUUCCCAGUGUUGAGAUUAUAGGCGUGCGCCACUACACCAGUUUAUAUGGUGCUGGGUAUCGAACCUAGGGCUUUGCGUAUGCCAGGCAAGCAUUCUGUGAACUGAGCUAUGUCUCCAGUCCCACUACACCUUGUCUUUUGAGCCAUCUUGGAAGAACCCUCGGUGGGCAUCUGCUGAGAGGAACACAGGAGACGUGCGCUCAUUGUCUAAGGUCCUCCUCCCGUCCACUGAGUUACUCAGCAUGGGUUUGCCCUGUUGGCCCAAAGAGCCGCCCUAGGCCUCCCUAGCCUCAGGUCCUCUCAGAGGCAGAUAACCCUAACUCCCAUCUCCUGAAGAGCUGUGGCCACACCCGUGAGAAAGUGUUAUUUCCAGGCAGGUCGAUAUAGGGCUAUGGUCCCUAGGGGACAUGUGCUCCCUCUGUGGAAAGACACUGGGGUUUUCUUGGAAGAAAGGACUCCAGGGUGGGUGGUGCCAGGCCUUCAGGGUUAUGUCAUCUGUUGGCUGUCACAGGCGGGGACUUGCCUCUCCUGACCAGAGGUCUCUCCAUCAGCAUCCCCCAGACAGCCAAGGAGGCCAUCAUGCUCCUGCUCUCCAGACCACCAACGUUCUUUUCAAUCCUCAACAUUUGAUAGUCUUAGCAUUUUUUAAAAAUCUCAGUGUAAAGGGAAGUCUGUCCCAACCCGUUGUUCUUUGUUAACUCAUUUUGUGGGUCCUCUGCUUUUAUUUUGACAUUGAGCAUGAAAGGACAUGGGUGAAGUGGGACCUUCUCAGAGGAGUCUCAGAGGAAGGUAGAGAUGAGCAUGUUCAUUCCUGGGCGUCCUCAGGCUGGUUGCAGACUGCACUCCGGAGGGACUCUUGUUCAGUCCUGGUUCUGUGGCUCACAGGGUCCCUUCUGUGCCCUCAUUGGGCUGCCAGACCAGGCUUGGUAGAUAAAGUACAGUUAGGUAAACAGCAGCAAUUCCUUUUGGGAGUGUGACUUUCUGUCUCCAGUCCCUACUGUGUGGUCCCCUUCCUGGCUGGAGGUGCUGGAUUCUGACUGCCAUCUUGCUCCGUGGUAGCUCUGCUCCUAGCCUGGGGCCUGGGCCAUGGGGAGGGCUAGGCACUGAAAUAAAGAUAAGAGGAUUCCUCCUGCAUGGUUAGGGCUUCCCUUCAAAGACCUGGGCCUGGGCCUGGGAUUGUGCAUGCCACCAGGAGCAAGUCACUUAAACCUCCUGUGCCUCUAUUCCUCCCUCUGCAGCGUGAGGCUGGUGACGCCUAUUUGUGGGGACUCUUACAAGAAUCAGAGCAAGGUCACACCACUUCCUCUCCGUGUCUCUAUAUCGUAUACUCCACACGUUCGCAUAAUCACUUCCCAAUGGCUACUGCAAACAAAGACUGCAGUCAGGAAUGGAGGAGAAAGCACCCGCUAGGCCGUCUUGGGUCUCAGGGCCUGACAUGCGCGUCUUAGCUCAGCCAUAUCCCCCUGAGGCGCGGGGCAAACCAGGACCAAGUAGCCAACUUGUAUAAGCUUCUCUGGAUUAGCCACUGCCUGCCACUGCCUCCCACCGCCAGCAGAGACGGGCCAGCAGCCCUGCUCUUGUUUCCUCCCUCCCAAGCGAGGCCAGGCUGGCUCCUGGCUGUGCAGGGACCUCUGGUCCCCGGGAAGCCUUGAGGACUGGACAGGUGAGGACAGUGUGGAGCAGGAAGAGCAGUGGCUUUGUUGGCCCUUGCACCCGGGAGGCCUCAGUGUGCCCGCUGCAGGCGAUCAGCCCUGUAGCCCACACUACAUGGACCGCCAGGACCUGGCCUUCACUUCUCCAGGUCACCAUGCCCUGGGGUCAAGGGCAUGUUAUCUUCUCAGAAUAAAUAUUAACUGCCACUCUAGAAAGA
Messenger RNA from Peromyscus maniculatus bairdii (prairie deer mouse), 5116 nucleotides. Lineage: Eukaryota; Metazoa; Chordata; Mammalia; Rodentia; Cricetidae. The record is from RefSeq and is a predicted model, not a curated record.